AAGUACAUCCUUUAUCCAUUCAGGUUUUAUCAGUGAAGUGUUUUACAUCACGAGUCGAUCGUCCAUUAUUCCUGGGGUUUCCCAAAUGAAGCUUUUAUUGUUAGGAGUGAUACUGUUCCUUCAGACAUCUUUAUCGUGUGGGAAGAGCUCUAAAACAAAAAAUAUAGAUUUUACACAUGGCACCAUUGUAGAAAGAAUAGAAGACGUUUUCAUUACAGCAAGCAAUAUAGUUAUAGAAGUAGAUAUGCAAGCGAUUUUCCUCCCGGAGGAUGUCAUUAACCUAAAGAGUGACCUGUUGAGGUUCGCUGUUUCGUUGAAUGAAAUGCACCAAUGCCAUUUUCCUGUUAAUCCAGAGAGUUCGCUAGCACAAACACUAAGCAUCGCGGAAAUGUUAUCAUACGACUUGCAAAACAAAACUGCCGAGGCAGAAGCUCUGGCUCGAGAUCUGCUGAUGUGGACUGUGCGGCACAAUAACCUCGAAAGACGCAACCCGUUUAUCUUUGCUGCACUAAACAUCUUUGGAUCUGUUGCAAGUUUAGGCUUAGGAAUUUCAAAUCGUCUUAAAAUUAAUUAUCAGAAUAAGAGAAUUGAGUUUUUGCAACAUGAAAACGAACUAGUUUUGUCAGAACGGCGUCACCAAUUAUCAUCAAUUAAUCAAAUAAUGAGUUUGGUGAACGAACAUUCUAGUAAUAUCGAUCAGAUUAUGGAAGUGCAACACUUGCUGGCAACGUUAGCGUAUUAUAGUUCGAAAAUAGAUCAUAUCCGUACCAAAAUUUCACAUUUUAUUGAGAAAUCAAAAGAUUAUAUAGAAGCUAUUACGCUAGCAACAAAGGCUGUUUUAUCACACCAACUUUUGUCUAUUAAAGAUCUGACUUUAACUUUGGAGAACGGACGGGAGAAACUGGGUUAUGUUCCUUUGUUAGACGCCCAUAAGAUAGAAUUUUAUUAUAGUUUAAUAUCAGUAAACGUUGAAAAUUACAGGAUCAUGAUUACAAUUCCCUUUGAUUCUUCUGAUGCCUGGCAAGCAUACAAAAUCGCACCAUUCCCAACUUUCAUGACGAAUAACUCAAGUCCAGUAAUAUCCAAUUUGACGGGACACGUAUUGAUUUCCCCUGAUAGGGAAACUUAUACAGUCAUUAAGGACUUAGAUAGAUUCACUCACUGUUCAGGAGCCUUGAAUAAUAAAGUUUGUGCAACUGACUCCUUUGAAUUCCAUCAUAUAUCAAUGGAUUCAUGCGAGUUAGGUAUAGUUCUAAACGGUUCUCUCUCCCAUUCACACGAAGGUUGUCUGAAAAAACGGCCCACUCCCAGAUAUUCGUUGCAGCUGAUGGUUGCAUCGGGACGUCCACAAACUACACGGUCCGAGGAGUUAACACUAUCAUCAGGGAACGGGCCAAUUUCGCGAAUUUCACGUGGACCAGUAUUGUAAUCCCAUCCUUACCUCUCCCAUACAACGCGAAGGUGGCUCAUCGUUUGACGCAACUAGCUGAGAUGGACCACACGUCACCGACUUAUGCAGGGGGGAAUCUUCAUUUCUACGUGUUGCUGGCUGUGAUUUGCGUUACGGUGGUGAUUCUUAUCGCCGUUAACAUCUUUGCUUGGCGUAGGUUGAGGCGAACACAGAUGGAUCUUCAGAGGAACGUUUUGCAACGUCCAGACAACACUCCUAUCGCGGUGAAAGCAUUUACCGUAAGAGCCAUUUGAAAUUGGGCAUUUCACUUGACUCGGAGGAAAAUUGUCUGGAAUUGAGUUGUGUGUGAAAAGUGGUCCGUACGCUGGCAAUAUGUAGGACAAGAAACUCCGAGACUUUACAUUUCAUUAUAUAUAUGAACAGUUACAAGUAUCUUUCGGGCACCUAAUAAAAUAUUGAAGCCCUAUAUAUUAAAAUAUUGGUGCGUGUACGUACCUGGAAUCUAUAUCUUGUGCACAAUCAUAUCA
Macrobrachium nipponense is the source of this 1938-nucleotide messenger RNA. RefSeq lists its product as uncharacterized. Lineage: Eukaryota; Metazoa; Arthropoda; Malacostraca; Decapoda; Palaemonidae. Bases 86 to 1429 code for a protein of 447 amino acids. The record is from RefSeq and is a predicted model, not a curated record. The transcript has 2 exons.